GGUAAUUUGCCAGCCGUGCCAGCCACAACUCGGCUGACAGACCCAUCGAUUUACAUGUACCGAUAAGCAUUCGAGUUUACUCCGUACACUAUUGCAUCUGUUGCAUAACUCCUUACCCCUCCAUGUAAAUGCACAAAGGCCAAAACGACCAAAGCUUAAAGGGCAAAGCUUUUAUAAAGUGCACGAUCGAACUCUGGAAACAACAAACACACACACAAAUGAGAAGACUGAACAGUGGCAAUGGACCAGCGCAGACCGCCAGAAUAUAUUAUUGAGGUGUUUGCUGACCCUACCUCGGUGAAAGAGGUCAUCAGAGGCAUCCUACAUACCAUUUUCUUCCAACGUUUCUUCCCUUCGAUUCGACCCAAGUCUCGCGAUGUUCUGGACAUGACUCUGCCAUACAUUGAGAAUGUUGAAAUUGAAACGCUUAUCGAUCAAAGGACCGCUGCUCUGGUGCGGCAACUAGACACCACCUCGGAAACUGGCGCGAGAAAUACUGGCGUGAGAGGACAAAUGGCUGUUCAAUUCUUUGAGAAGAAGCGAAGAAAGGCUUGGUUUACGAAAGGCGAGGAAGAGGUAUGUUGGGAACAGUGGACUUUGGAUGUUACAUUAGCUACUCCGCGAACAGAAAGUGAACGAGCAAAAGUAAGAAAUGCGAUGGAGGCCAUGUUACUGAAAGCAGCAAUGAAGAUCGUAACAACAGUCAACAUGGAGAAAGAUCAUAUACCGCCUAUUACCACGAGCGAGGCCAAUCCAUUUCCUUAUCAGAUUACUAUAAACCCAAGAGCAGAUAGCUGGGGGGCUCGUAUGAGUUUGUUUUGACGCCACAAGAUGACAAGGGCAUUGUACAUAUUGAUAUUGGCGUUUCGGAGCUGGAUAGAGGAUACUUUGGAUACAGAUACCCAAUAUGAAUUGAUUUUAUUCA
Molecule: messenger RNA, 925 nt
Organism: Botrytis cinerea B05.10
Lineage: Eukaryota; Fungi; Ascomycota; Leotiomycetes; Helotiales; Sclerotiniaceae
Exons: 4
Coding region: 241-822 (193 amino acids)
Biological process (GO): autophagosome assembly; autophagy
Cellular component (GO): phagophore assembly site
Source: RefSeq, a predicted model, not a curated record